This is a messenger RNA of Rodentolepis nana, 264 nucleotides long. NCBI's taxonomy places the organism in Eukaryota, Metazoa, Platyhelminthes, Cestoda, Cyclophyllidea, Hymenolepididae. The record is from the annotation of a GenBank genome assembly.
AUGAUUUGUGAUGUGGUCUACGAACCGCACGGGCUUCGCCUCUGUUAUCCGAGGGAUGCAGUCACCGUCUUUUUUGGUGUCAGCUGUUUCCUGUUUUGCUGCUUAUGCCAAUUUACAUUUGUCGAGGUGCCUGAAGUGCUCUUCCUUAAGUCGUCUCCGUUCUAUGCCGAGGUGCCUGUCCACAUUUUUCAGGACUCGCCUUGCCUUCCAGAUGGAAUUAAAGUAGGCCCUUGUGAUGAACCAUAUUCAACUCUUCUCUUAUAG